Messenger RNA from Mauremys reevesii (Reeves's turtle), 1661 nucleotides. It is a transcript of the gene STBD1, whose product is annotated as starch binding domain 1. Gene Ontology annotation, cellular component: membrane. NCBI's taxonomy places the organism in Eukaryota, Metazoa, Chordata, Testudines, Geoemydidae. The transcript has 2 exons. The coding region runs from base 18 to 1157 and encodes 379 amino acids. Gene Ontology annotation, molecular function: glycogen binding; starch binding. The record is from RefSeq and is a predicted model, not a curated record.
GCUUCCGCAUCCCAGCCAUGGCGCACGGCGACUCCCCGCGGCCGGACGCGGCCUCCCCGGCGCAGCCCGUGGGCGAGCCGCUGGUGGGGCUGUGGCCGGCGCUGCUGGUGGGGCUGGUGGCCGCGCUCCUGGCCUGGCUCUGGUACGGCCGGGGCGGGGAGGAGCCGCCCGCGGGUGCCGGGACGCGGGGAAGCAGCAGCAGCAGCGGGGCCGCCUGCCAGGAGCCGCCUGCGGGCGCCGAGUACUGCGGAGCUGCGCCCCAAGCACCAGAGCCUCUCCUGGAAAACAGUGAGUGUACCCUGUUGGAAACCACUGCCAGUGUCCUGUCCAGCCCUCCAGAGCCUGGCAACUACCUGGCAACAGAGACUCUGGCAACUACCCCAAGAGAAGAUGUCCCAUCUCUUAGUGGUGGUGAUGUUCCUGGAGAAUCUCGUGAAAUGGAGUCACCGGUCAAAGAACCCGCCACCCCACUAAUGAAUUACUGUGAAUACUUAAGCAAUGAAACCCUUGGUUCCUCUACAGCAGAAUCAGAACUAUUAAAGGGACAGGAGAGUGAGGCACAGUGUGGGGAUGCUUUGGCAGAAGCAUCACCGUCUAGUGACGUGCAUGAGGACAAAAGUGAAGAACAGUCACCCCCAACACUAGAAUUAGAAUUGGGGCCCAACCUUGAGUAUCAGGACGUGGUUGACCAUGAGGAAUGGGAAGUUGUUCCUGAAGACUCAGCCUGGGGAGAUGCUGUUAAAAACAGUAGUGCAGAUGACUCCGACACCAGUGUGGGCCAAGGCAACAAGGAAUUGGAACAGGUAGACUUCCUUGAGGCUGAUUCAAAAGCAAAGCGGGUUGCCGCUGUGCCCCCAAUGCCUCAGAAUAUCCACGUGAACUUCCGUGUGCACUACAUCACUCACAUUGAUGCUCAGCUGAUUGCUGUCACAGGUGACCAUGAGUGUCUUGGUCAGUGGCACAACUACGUACCACUCAAGUGUGACAAGGAUGGGUUCUGGUCUGACACUGUUAUCUUACCAGCAGAUUCCAAAAUAGAGUGGAAGUUCAUUUUGGUGGAGAAUGGGAAGGUCACACGUUGGGAAGAAUGUAACAACAGAACCUUAAUGACGGAACAUGAAGAUAGAACGGCCCAUCAGUGGUGGGGAUAUCAUUGAACAGGAUCUCAGUGGAAGCUACUGACCCAGCAAAGAAAAUGCUUAGACGAAGCAUGGGGGCCUCUAAUUUUAUUCCAGUUUCCAGCAGAAUCUUCUUGGAUAGUAGACCUUAAUGUACAUCAUAUACCAAUCCCUGCUAGAACUGUCUGAUCCACCAAUCUCUCCUCUGCUAGGGUUAGCUAUGGCUCUAGGAAGGGAUCCUCCAUGUGAGGAGACUCCUCAGUUGAAGUCAAACCAAAAUCUGCCUAACGAUAUCCAGGCAGAUAGGAAAGCAAGAGCAGCACUUCAGACAGCUCCUUGUGUGACGUUAAAUCUUGACGCUAAAUUUGACUUUGUAUGAGUGGGGCAGUGGGAUGAAUUUUUUUGUACGACUGGCUUAAGGUUUAAGAGCGGACUGAAUGCAAGAGGAGGUGUAGCUAUCCACACUGCACUUGAGGCUUGCUAUAAAAAGUUUUUAAUUUAUUGUACUGUACAAUUAAGCAAUAAACGUAAUAUAUUUUCAGA